AUGGAUGAAAAAGAGAAGAGCGGGAUGAAAGAACGCUCAGAGGAAACGUUCGUAUCAUUAAUAAAAGACUUCUGCGGCUACACUUCUGCGCAUGGCCCUGAAAGAAUUAUGUCUGCAAAACAAUGGAUACGAAAAGCUUUCUGGAGCUUGCUUUUUGUCGCUGCAAUCACCGUGUUAGGAAUGCAAGUUCGUGACGGUCAAUAAGUAAAAGAGCUAAGUGGAUGCGAUGUUGUUGCUCGAGAAAGCAAUAACGAGUGCUGGUGGGCGAGUAGAAGCGUGGAAAGUAAAAGACGGAGCGAGACACCGUUCCCUGGCGCGCGGCGGACGGGGGUGGCGGAGCCGUGUGGGGGGGGGGGGGGGGGGGGGGGGUGGGGGGGGGGCGCGGUGAGCAGUUGGGUGGCGCCGUGGAGAAUAUAGGCGGGAGGGUAAGGGAGGCAGGCAGAGGAGAAGGCUGGAGGUGGGAGGUCUAAAAGGGUGGGAAGCUGGAGUAAUAGGAGAACAUUACGCAACAACGCUUUAUAUUGCGCCUUCAAAAAAAAGCGCCAAAAUGGGGAAGGAACCGGAAAGGCAGGGUACGGGAGUCGGGAGGUUUGGACUCCCCUGUUCCCCCUACGGAAUUAUUGAAGUCGUUUUAGUAAGGAGGGCAGGUUGAAGUGUUUGUUCAAAUUUCGACUGCUGCAAGUCUUGUACUUCAAUCCGGGAUAUCAGGACGAUAACGAUGAUAACAACAUUUGCAAUGAUAACAUUAACGAUAACAAUAACGAUAUAGAUGUCUGAGCUAAAGACAAAGAUGAAGAUAUCAGAGCAAUGAUAAUGGCGACGUCAGUAUCGAAGACGAUAUGGAUAUGAAUGCUAACACUUUUGAUCACGAUGACAUUAAUGAUUAGAAAAUGAGUGAAAACGAUGACGAGGCUACAGUCAGUGACACUAAAGCUCAUAACAGUGAUACCGACUUGAACGAAAAAAAAGUUAUAUCACCGCCAUUAGACUUAAGUGCUUUAAAAAUGUUGUGUUUAUUUUUCUUACAGAGUCUUCCUUUUCCAGUUGUUACUAUCUGCAAUUUUAAUGCUCUUAAAUAUGACUCGCUCCUCGAGAGCAACUUGACUGCUCUCAAAGCGACGUUCCCAGCACGAAGUAAGUUGUUUCAGGGUGAUUUAAUAUUCGAAUAGUACGUUCUUUAAAGUGAUGUAUACCUGCUUGAAUUUUUGCAUGCUUUACAAGACCUCAUCGCCCCGCCAUGUGAUGUAAUCCAAGAUAGUCUUGGAUAGAUUCCUUGUCGGUGGAACUUGGAUUCCGGAUUUCAUGCGGUUAGCGGGAUUCCGGAUUCCACCAGAAAAAAAAAAUUCCAGUUUUCUGAAUCCCGAUUACCUUGCAUGGAGCGAAACUCAAUUCGGCGUUUAAUUAUAUGCUUUCAACGCGCUGUGUGAUUCAAUGAAUGUAAAUACAUCCAACGGGUGAAGAAAGUUGACCGCUAAUUUAGGGUAGUGCAGCCUAUCAUGAAACCAGCAACAUAUCAUGUUAUUGAAUGUGAAUUCGAAAUAAUCAGCAUGUCUUAACAUUUCUUCACCGAGCUUAAAAUUUACCAUCUUUCAUUCUUUCGUCAUAUCAUCUUAUUCUAAUCUUCUUACAUUUCGCAGAUACCUCAUCCUCCCAGCAAAGAAGAAGGCGUCGAUCAACAGACGAUUUUGGAAGCACUUCUCCGACCACCGAUCCCACAAACAACGAAGAUUAUGAGAAUUGGUAUGACUGGGAAGGGGAGGACUCUGUUGACUACGACGCAGAAUACUUGGCGACUGAAAAAGUGGCUCUUCUCAUGGCGGAAGAAGAUGAAAGUGUUCUUUCGUCUCUCGGUCAUCAGUUCGAAGAUAUGGUAUUGUCGUGUACCUUCCGGGGAAUUCAAUGCAGGUACUGUACAUAUCUGUACUUUUUUAAGGCAUGAUUAUGCAACCGGUUCGCUAAGCUAGGUAAUUUGCUCGUUUGUUAGUUAUUUUUGUUUUCAAGUUGUUCCCAAUUUUAAAAGGAAACUUAAUUUUAAGAUGUAUCUUUUUUCUUUUACCUAGCAACUUCACAGAAAGAUUUUGGUCCAAAUAUUGGCACUACAAAUAUGGAAACUGCUAUGUUUUCAAUAGCGAAUUAACAAGGUCCGGAGCAAAAAGGAAACUUCUGAUAUCAAACAAGGCGGGUCCUUCUCAUGGUGAGUUUUUUAUUUAGUUGUGUGGAAGUUAUAGACGAAUUUCUCGACACUGGAAGGUUUUCUCCCAACCGUUCACGGAAGCUUCAGUUCCUGCAAUAGUUGCCUCAGUGUUCACUUAAGUGACUCUCAUAAGUAUCGUACGGGUGUAAGAUGCUUUAGCAAUGUAUGGUGGGUAGCAAACGUACAGUAUUUCAAGUUACAAUUUGCACCAUCUUUAUGUGUUCAUUUGCUGCUUGAUCACAUCGGUCCUAUUAGUUUUCUGCGUAUGAUCUUAGUAACUUUUAUCUUAUCCUCAGGUCUUAACCUUGAGUUAAACAUUGAACAAGAUGAAUACCUUGAUUCCUUCACACCAGAAGCAGGGGUUCGGGUCGAUAUUACCAAUCAGGGACAAAUGCCUUUUCCAUUGGAAAGAGGACUUAGCCUAGCACCAGGCUUUGCAACAGCAAUCGGCCUAAGAAAGGUUUGAAGAGUCUUUUGUUAUGGCUUUAUUAACGUCAGCAUGGCUUGGAUAAGCAGCCUGCGUCGUAGAGUUAAUCUCACCCUGGCUUGUAACGUUCACGCAGCGCUCAGAUCCUUGUUACGCUUGGGCCCAAAACGAACUCAACAAAUUCAAUAGGUGCGCGCGUUUCGAAUCCCCCUUUAAUCUAGUUGGAGAAUCGACAAUGACCUUUUUGACAGGCCGAUCAUGAAACAUGCGAACAAGGGUUUCUGGGCUGGCUUUCAGACGGACUUAACCAAAGGUUAAACGCAGGCUAGACCUGAAUGUCAAGACUAUGACCAUGAAAUCGGCAUAUUGAUAGCGCAUCUAAAACUUUCAAGUGAACGUAGUGUACCAACCAUAUGAAUUGUUCAAUAGUCAAUAGGAAAUCAACCAAUCACAGCGCGUGCUUCAGUUUUGUUACCUGCUAAACCGAAGUGAAUCGUACUGUGAAACCUGAUCUUUAUUUUCUUUGUUGCCUUUUUUUGCGACAGGUCAUCAUCCAACGAGAAGAUCCUUUUAAAAACGACCGCUGUCACAAAAACACCUCUGUACAUAAAUCCCUUGAUUUGUACAACAGAAUGUUUAACGCAACAUACUCGGCAACGGUGAGAUAUGGUCAUGUCGGUGUCAGCGAUUUUCCCAUUUAUUGUACUAUAGAAGUGAUGUUUCUUAGUUGGCUGGAAUCAUAUUUGUAUUUUCAUUUUGUCGCGCUCAUUUUCGAUACAUUUUUGUUUUCAUUUAAAGGCUUGUAAGGAGUCUUGCCUCGCUGCAAAUCAGUUUGGAAUUUGUGGCUGCAUGGAGUACAAAUUUCCUGUUGACAAAGAACCAUUGUGCGACAUAACUAACAGAUCUGUCAGUAAGUGCAAACAGUUAUGUGCAGGGGUUAUGGGCACACGGCCACACUCAAGCGUCGCGUCAUUACGCAAUGUCCUUAUUUUCUCACAGGCUUACAAUCUGUAAACGUUAGUGGCGUUUUGAUUACUUGAAACCAAGAGAAAUUCUACAAUCAUCGUCAUUUGUAAUUUCUCGAGGCUUAAGGAAAUUUUUUCUGAGUUGACGUCGGUAUUUUUCAACCAGACGGAGGCUCAAGCGCGCGGAACAGUUUCGCCUUCACUCUGCCAGUUUAAUAAUUUAUAGCCCUGAACGAUCUGUGACUAUUUCAAAAAGUUGUCAUGAUUAAGAGACUGAUGAGACAGUUGUAUUUUGAAAAGAUUUUAGUCUAUCAGUACCAUGAAGGACAUUAAGUGAGACUGCACAGCUUCUAUCUAGAAAACGAACAGUGACCAAUUCACGUUACUUUAUUGUGCGAAUAAUUACUUGGCUAGAUUUAGGAGGCGGCCGUGCGCUAGUUCCGAUCAGCGCUUAACUCGGCUGGGCAGAAAAUUUGCGCAUUGACGUUGUUUAUCGCAAUGUACGCAAUAGUUGUGGCAGAAUGAUCACUUGAUAAAGAAACUUGAUUUUCCUUACAGAUAUCUGCCUCAACAAGGUGCAAAAAUUAUUUAGAGAGAGUAAACUUAACUGCAGCAGCUCUUCUUGUCCCCCACCCCGCUGGUAAGCAAAUGUUUUGAGGAAUCUUUUCGCUCAAAGCAUUUUAUUCGAGGCACUGGACGGUAUCUAAAUCAGUCCAGGUACAACGACUCCUUGAAUAUAACUAGAUCGAUUUCCUGUUGGUUAUAUGUAAUUGUUCCUUAAAAAAAAAAACAAAAAAAACAAUGGUCAUUAAUAGCAGACCAACGUCGCUUUUUUAAUCAACUCGAAUAUACAAAAUUUGUAUAUUUGCAAUGCUGGUGCAAGGUGUCAUUUUUUUUUGGCGCAAUAGCAUCAUGCUUGGAAUUAAGUAAACCGAGGACACCAAUAACAGCCGUAUGGUGACAUUGAUCUUUACAAACGCCUUGCCCAUGAGGAAGUUUAGGCAUCUUCACUUGCUUUUAUUGGCAAUUUUUCGGCCUCGGUGGAUAACACCCCCCAAUAUCUGCUUAAUUCUUCAUAUCCUACGAAAGCCGAAUUCGUUAAUUGCUUUAUUAUUCAUUCAAAAUAAUUCCUAGUUUAAAAACAUAGCUAAAACAUGCUUACAUGCAUCGAUGUUAAGUUCAUCUUCGAUAGUGUACGUUUAGGUUUGUCCAGCUCUGCAAAUAUUCUCAUAAUAGCAAAUGUCGCCCUCCGAGUUGUCUUCUUGCUGUUCUUGCCAUGUUUUUAGCUAUUAUUUUGCCUAGUUCCAGCUGUAGUUCUUACUCUUGUAACGAGUGAAAUGUCCGCCAUUUUUUUUAUACAACCAAACAACUCAACCUCGUCCCCAGGUCUUCUCGGUAACGGUGCCUUAACCUGUAGUUAACCUGUAGCGGGCUGCAUUUUUGACGACGUCAUUUCCUCGUUAAACACAAGAUUCUUCCAAAUUUGGUCAUCAGUAGCUGGUUAUGGAGAAUUUUUAGCCAAUCAGAAUUGGGGAAAUAUUUUGAAUGAAUAAUAAUAUAUAUUAAUUCGUCUUAUAUAACUUUUAGAAGUCUUAGAAAUUGUAACUAGGUUUUUCCGCUCUUUGAAACUGAUUGUAAAUUACAAUUAAUAAUUCCUAUUGGAAUAUUUGAACAAACUUUUUGUGUUGUAACAGAAAAAAGUUCAUGUUUUAACACUGAUAUUACUGCGAAUUGCCUAUGGUGAAAAUGAGAUUUGACAGAGGGGUAUUGAGAUAUAUAAUUAGCUGAACUUUGGGGUUGCUCUGCGUUUUUUGGUUUCAAAAUUACUGUUCUUCCCCUUUAAUUUUAAGGCAGGAGGAAUUCAAGAUAAGUUCCUCAUUUGCUGCUUGGCCGGCGGAAAACUAUGAGGUACUAGUUGCUUCAAUUAUUUAUAAAAGGAUAGACACAUCAGGACUGUUGAACAUUACAUACAUUAAAAGAAAUGAAGUCAGCGAUAAGCAAAACAUGGAAACAUUUUCCUCUUUGUAGAUAGGUUCCUGUUAAGUUUUCCUCCAAUUUUAUUACGCCUCAAUUAUUUUUGAGUUUGUUAAGCUUUCAAGUACUGGCAGCUUAAUUGUAUUGGAUGUUGAUUUAUAUGCAUACCGAUUUUAUUUCAGUACUUCUUUCAAAAUGAACUCGAAAAACGUGGGAAGUAUGUGUGGUCAGACGACAAAAGCUCCAUGAGGUAAAAGACAUUAUUUUGUUACUAUUGGCAAAUAAAGUAUGUUAUUACUCUUUAUACAAUGAUGUGAAUGCUACGCGCGUUGUGAUUGGUCGUCUAUCAGAGUGCAGAUACAUGGAUGACGUCACGCGAAACUUGGUUUGUUUGUUUUGUUCAACAUGGCGCGCGGUUUUGAAAAUGUUUGUGAGAUUAUUUCGGAUUAAAGCAAGUGAAAUCCUCGAAAAAAGUUCAACAGAAGCUAUUUACAAGAAACAAAAAUAGAGAAACGGGGACAAAAAGAGGUCUUGACUACUUUAGAAUGCCUAAACUACAAGAAAUCGUCACAACAGCUGCCAUCUUGUUUCAUCGCUAUGAGAGAAUCGUCGUUUUGCAAAAUGUUUUCGCCAUUAUUCCGCUUUGAGCAAGAAAAGACGUUGAGAAACGUUUCAAAGAAACUGUAUAUAAUUAACAUAAAGUAGAAAAAAAAGAAACAAACGGAGACGAAAAGUAGCGCUUGGGACUUAACAAAUGCCUAAACUAGCACAAAUCCUUGAACAGUCAAGCGGUACGAGGCACGCGUUUGUGUCGGUCUUUUUUCUUUUCUGAUCAUUGUAUAAAACAAAUAGAGUUCAUGUUGCCGUGAGUCUGUUCAGUAAUAGAUCACAGAGGACGUCAAAAUGUGGUAAAAACAUCAGUGACACACUCCGCCUGCGGCUCGUGUGCCACUUCAUUGUUUUUACCACAUUUUGACGUCAUCUGUGAUCUAUUACUGAACAGAGGCACGGCAACAUGGAAUCUAUUUGUUAAGUAGUUUUUUUUCAAUAGUAUAGGUAAAGUUAUUCAGUUUACGGCAAUUGCACCAACCCGAGACCAGGCUCCUAGAUGGGGAAAAAUGGGCGGCCCAAUUCCUUGGCUCAGUCUCCAGCCCUGGGUAUCUUUAUGUGCCCGCGAUUCUUCGCACCUCACCUGGGGAGAAUAGCGUGGGCAUCGAGACACCCUCGACCCUCUUUCUUUUAAGGAGCCUGGUCCCCAGCUUCAAAUGCACGUGCUUAUAGGACAAUGUUUCAUAGCUUUACGAGGGUCAUUAGUAUGAAGUUCUCCAAUCACGUUUGCAUGAAAGCCAACGCGCGCGAACAAACUGAAAAGCCACCUGAUUAGUUUGUAUAGAGAAACGUGUUGAAGGUAAAAGUGUUCUUUGAAGACCUUAAGUUUGUAAAUAUCUGUGCCAAUUGCUUUCCAGGAAAAACGUAUUGAAGGUGCAAGUGUUUUUCGAAGAACUUAAUGUAGAGUACAUAGCAGAAAGGAUCUCCUAUGAAGUAAGUGAUCGAGUUUCUUUUUUUAAUUGUAAUUAUGAUAAAGGAUUGUUUGCUUUUUUAAAAUAUAUAGAACUUUAUUUUUAAAGUAAAAGGAGCCCUAGUUUAGUGAUACUCGAUUUAAAGCCUCCUAAUCGUCAUGAAUAAUAAAUUGAGACAUCUAAAUCCAGAAAAAGAUUUCUUAAUACUAAGUAGUGCGCGCGCGUACACUUUUGGCGAGAAAACGCGAUAGCUGCCGGGACGCAUCAAAAAACAUGGGAUUGAUUUGAGUCGAUCCAAUUUUUCUACUCUUUUAGUCUGUUCAGCUGAUUUGGGUAAACUUUAAAAGGUUCGUUUCCUAACCAGAUUAAAUUUUAUAAUUCUAUGUUUUAGCACAAGAUUUCCACCCAGGUGGUUUGUGUAAAUGAUAAGCAACCAAGUUUUAUUUUUAUUACAGUCGCGAUCGGGAGACGGCUUAACAGCCUUUUAAUGAAAAUAACCGUGCUGACUUUUAUGUGCGGGGUGUCUAUUUUUUGACGCAGCCGUCCUCGUCCUCGAAUCUAAAAGUCUCUAUUAAACUAGUAAAUGGCCUUAAAUUUCAAAAUCCGGGCGCUAAAGUAGGUAGCCCUACACAUAGUCCAAGUUAAUAAUGAAAAGAAAAGCUUAUGAACUACCAUUGUUUAUCAAUUCUCUCCCAUAGCUUCCUGAUUUUGCUUCAGACAUCGGUGGUCAACUAGGACUAUGGAUUGGUUUCUCUGUGCUCACCAUUGCUGAGUUCAUUGAAUUUGUGCUGUUGAUAAUUUCACUGGCAAUAAGAAAGUGCUCAUCACGUGGAAGUAAAGUCAAGUCAGCUUCAUUAGAAAUGGAAAAAGUAAACUCUCAUUCAAACGAACCACUUAAAUUCAAAUAA
Messenger RNA from Porites evermanni, 7988 nucleotides. Lineage: Eukaryota; Metazoa; Cnidaria; Anthozoa; Scleractinia; Poritidae. The record is from the annotation of a GenBank genome assembly.